AUGGCGACCCCCGCCGACAGCGUGAUCCUCGAGGAGGAAAUCGAUGAAAACUACGAGCCCACUCAUGACGAGAUGAUCGAUUACGCCAAAUGGCUCGGCAUGGACCUCGAAACGGAGAAAGACUUGAUGUGGAUCGCGCGCGAGGGGCUCAAGGCGCCGCUUCCGGAGCACUGGAAACCGUGCAAGGCUCCAGACACCGGCGACAUCUACUACUUCAACUUCCAAACCGGCGAGAGCGUCUGGGACCACCCGUGCGACGAGUAUUACAAGAACCUGUACGCGACGGAGAAGGCGAACCUGGAGAGGCGCCGCGCCGCCGAACGUGAGCGCCCCGCCAGCGCCGCGGCGGGCGCACGACCGACCACCGCGGGCGUCGUUCGGCCCGGCACCGCCGCGGGCAUCCGACCAGUCACCGCCGGGCCGGCUGGAGCUAACCCGCUGGACAGGCAGAGGCUGGGCUCGCUCGCGCCCCUCGGCGGAUCGCUCGCGCCGUUGAGCCGACCGAUCACCGCGGCGAGGCCGCUCGGGGGCGAGCCGGCGUCGGCGAUGCGCCCCGACGAGUCCGACAGCGGAAGCGAGGGGUCGCGCGGAGGGUUCGGCGGGAUCGACUCGCCGUCCGCCGCCGGCGGCUCCGAGUCGACGAACGUGUGGAAGUUGGAAGAGGACGCCGACGACGACGCCGCGAGGGAGGCGUACAAGGUCAAGCUCACCACCGCGAGGGAGGCGUGGGAGAACGAGAUGGACAAGGAGGACGCCGCCGCUCGCAGGCGAAGGGAAUUGGAACGAGACAAGGAACAACUCCGGCUGGACCAGGAGGAGGCGAAGAUCCGGCGGGAGAUGGAGGAGAAAUUCGAGCGCCUGGCGAUCGAACUGAAGAAGGCGGCGAAGCGACGCGAAGAGGAGGCGGAGGUGGAGGCCACCGCGCUCGAGAAGGAGGCGACCGAGCGUAAGGCCAAGGCUGAGGAGAUGAUGCGCGAAGCGACGGAGAAAAUCGCAGACGCAAAGGCGAAAUCCGCCGCCGCCGCCGCGCUCGUCGCGGAUGCGGAGGAAACGAGGCACGCGAAGGAGCGCGCCGUUCGGUUCCUCGACGCCGAGAAUGAGCGUAUCACGGAAGAGGAGGAGGGGAAAAUUCGCGCGGAGAUGGAGCCGCAGAUUGCGGCGUUGCGAGCGAAGCUCGACGCCGAGCGAGAGGAGCUCAAAAAACAAAUCGCCGCCGCCGCCGAGGAAACGUCCAAGGCCAAGUCGCGCGACGACGGGAGCCGCGUCGCCGCGCUCAUGUCAGCGACGGAGCACCUGACGGACCCGAAGAUCGAGGAGAUGUACGCCACCGCCGCGGAGGCCUCGAGCGUCAGGCGCAUCGAGAUGGCGGAGGCGAGGGCCCAGGCGGCGGAGGACGCCGCUCGGUCGCGCAUCUCGCUCGCGGAAGAGGCGGUGGUCAAAGCGGACCGGGAGGCGAUGGCGGCAAUCGAGGCGUCAAGGGCGCAGACGCGGGAGGCGGAGGAUGGAGCCCUCGCGAUGGAGCCGUACGGGGAGGACUCAAGUGGGAGGAGACGGCGCGGAGGCGGCGUCGGGCGAUCAUCCGGGGACGCAUCGAGUUUCGCGAGUUUCGGGUCGGCUGCUUCCGACGGGGACUCGGAGUCCGACGGUGGUUUCGAGUCGCUUCGAGGCGACGACGAGGCGACUAUCGAGAGGUACGACCCGGACGAGAACCCGGCGAUCGCGUCCCCCGGGGGCAAGAUGGCGGUUUCCUCCCUGCGCGCGGCUGUGGCUGCGGGCGACGACGACGCGCUCCUCGCUCGAGCCGAGGAGUUUCUUAAGGUCCAGAAGCGCCUCGCGGGGGCUAAAAGACAGGCGCUUCAACGCGCAAGCUCGGAGUGGCGCGCCGCCGAGAAGGCGCUCAUGGACCCACGGAUGGACGAGGACCUUCGCGAGCGGCGCGGUGCGAUGGUACGCGCCAUACGCGCCGCCCUCGACGUGUCGAUGUCCGCGUUCACCGCGGAGAUGCGGGUGACGCGAGCGCUACGAGUCGCGACGAGGUCGGCGGCGUAUCCCACGGCGAAUUGGGCGGCGGUGUUCUCGUCGACGGUCAUGGCGGACGUCGGGUGGGAUCCGAGCGAGUUCGACCCGAAGGCGGUGUUCGCGAGGCUUCGCCCCGCGCCGGGCGCGGCGCGCGCCGCCGCGAGGGAGAGGCUCACGGCGGAUGCCUCGUUCAAAGAUCUUCAAAGUUUUCAAAGAUCUUCAUCGUACGUCGCCGACGUCGACGACGGGUCUCCGAUUGGAUCGCCCGGGGAAUCGCCGACGACGUCGCCGAGGGCUUCCGGUCGGAACUCGUCCGCCGCGGCCGCGUUCGACCCGCGCGGUCGCGUCGGCGCCUCGAGGGAACCGUCCGCGGCGGACCUCCCCCGUCGGGCCUACUCUACCCGUAUCGGUGAGGACCCGCUCGACCGCGUGUUCGGGAGGUUGAAGAAAACCGUCGCCACCGGCGCGUAUUCGUCCAAGCCGCACCCGGUGUUCGCCGACACGAGCGGCAUGUCCGAGACGUUCCUUAAGCGCACGGAGGAGUGGGCGAAAGCCGCGGAGAAGGAGCGACGGCUGAUUGAAGAUCACGUGGAAUGGAUGUCAAAGUUUCAGGCGAGCCUCGAGGUUGGCGCGGCUAAGUUGCUUCGGCCGAGGAAGAUGUUCAAGCCCGCCCCCCCCAUGCCCGCGUUCGCCCCGACGAUUCCCCCGCCCGGAGACGAGCCGAGGCCGCCUCUGGACGUUCGUCGGGCGGAGCAGCGAGCGGUGGAAGCGAUAAACGCGCUCGACGCCCAAUCCGAGGCGAAGCCGGUCGACAAGCCAAAGGUGGAGGGCGCGAGCGACUGA
This is a messenger RNA of Micromonas commoda, 2862 nucleotides long. RefSeq lists its product with no specific name. The transcript is spliced from 2 exons. NCBI's taxonomy places the organism in Eukaryota, Viridiplantae, Chlorophyta, Mamiellophyceae, Mamiellales, Mamiellaceae. The record is from RefSeq and is a predicted model, not a curated record. The coding region runs from base 1 to 2862 and encodes 953 amino acids. Gene Ontology annotation, molecular function: protein binding.